Molecule: messenger RNA, 1029 nt
Organism: Clonostachys rhizophaga
Lineage: Eukaryota; Fungi; Ascomycota; Sordariomycetes; Hypocreales; Bionectriaceae
Source: the annotation of a GenBank genome assembly
AUGCCGAAUCCCACCAAGUCCUACGCAGAGUCAUACCGCUCACCCAACGGUCCCGGUGAUGCCCGCCCUACUGCGCUACAGAUUAUCGAGGACAACUCGCUUAUUGGCGCUUGGAAGGGCCGCAUUGCCUUGGUCACUGGAGGCACCUCUGGCAUCGGUGUCGAAACAGUUCGAGCACUUCAUGCAACAGGGGCUGAUGUCUGGUUCACGGCCCGGGAUGCCAGUAAGGGACAGGCAAUAUUGGAAGACAUCUCCAAAAGCAGCCGUGGAGAAGGCCUACUCCAAGUCCUUGCGAUGGACCUAGACUCACUUGAGUCAGUCCGUGAAGCAGCUGCUUUCUUCCUCGGGAAGAGCAGCAAGCUUCAUAUCCUGAUUAACAACGCCGGUAUCAUGGCAACCCCCUAUAGUAAGACCAAGGAAGGUUUUGAGAGGCAAUUUGCGGUCAACCAUUUGGCACACUACCUCCUCACCGCAUUGCUUCUACCAACCUUGAAGUCUUCUAGCACUACAGGCCAAGCCUCACGAGUUAUCAAUCUCUCAUCAACAGGGCAUCGGCUGUCGACUUUCCAGUUCGACGACUACAACUUUGAGAAGCCAGGCUCGUAUGAACCAUUUACAGCAUACGGACAGUCGAAGACCGCCAACGCGUGGACUGCCAAUUACAUCGACCGUGUGUUCAGGCCACUGGGCGUACGGGCAUUCUCGGUUCACCCUGGCGCAGUUGCAACCGGGAUCCAGGCGUUCUGCGAUCCGGCCUUGAUGAAGCAGCUACUCGAGGACCCAGAGGGCUCCAAGGCCUGGCAGACAACCCAGCAGGGAGCCGCCACGUCGGUAUGGGCAGCCGUAGCUGUUGAGUUGGAAGGAAAGGGUGGCAAGUAUCUGUCUGAGUGCAGUAUCGCGGGCCCAGCCAAGACUCUCAGUCCAGCGGAGUUCGAUCCCGGAUACGCCCCGCAUCUCUAUGAUCAAGAUGCUGAGGAGAGACUUUGGAACCUGAGCGCAAGACUGCUUCACAUUGAGAACGGAAAUUGA